Ectocarpus siliculosus is the source of this 2005-nucleotide messenger RNA. Lineage: Eukaryota; Phaeophyceae; Ectocarpales; Ectocarpaceae. The record is from the annotation of a GenBank genome assembly.
AUGGACCCCCCCGACUUCGUUGCCUCCACGUGCCCCAACGGCAUUGCCGGCGUCCAGGAUGGCAGCGUCUGCUGCGCUGAGGAGUGCAACGGUGUCUGCGGAGGCGAAGGCUGCGGCUCUAUCGUCGGCACCAACGGAGCCGAAGACUGCUGCUCUUCCACCAUCCUGACCACGGGGGUCGACUGCGACGUGGGCGUCGUGGCCCCUUGCAUCAUGCUCAACGGCACCUACACGGACGCCCCCAUGGCCGCCCCGACCUUCCCGCCGGUGGCCGCGCCCGGAACCACCGUGGCCCCGGGAGCCGUCGCCACCACGGAAGCCCCUCUCGCGGGGACCCGGGAGUUCCAGUUCACUCAGGCGCCUACCCAGCUACUUGACGUGAACGGUGACGGGCUGGUCAACUCCGCGGACACCGGGAUCGUGGGCGACACAAACGGGGUGGUCGAUUCGAUGGAUGAGGUGGUGGUCCUUUCCGCUUCCCCCACCGCCGCUCCUACUCCCGCCGCCACCACCGCCGCUCCUACUCCCGCCACCACCACCGCCUCCCCUACCCCGGGCGGGGCCGCGGACGGCACCCGCGACAUCGGCGACGUAACCGACGCGCCCACCCCGUCGCCCGUCAGAGAGACGUCGUCGCCGGCGGACACUAACGGUGAUGGAGUCAUCGACUCAGCGGACGGCGUCGAGGCGACCCCCGUUCCCUCAGCCACCGACGACGCGGACGCCACGGCCGAGGGCAACGGUGCCGUGUCCAUGACCAGGCUCCCCACGGGUGGGUCCGCCUGCGUCGGCGUGGUGGUUGCUGCCAUGGCUUUCGGCGGCAUGCUCCUCUAAGCCGUGGCGUGUGAAACGUCUACGAUUGAACGGGGGGUGGGGGGGGGGGGGGCUGGGGCGUUCUCUCUCUUCUUUCUCUUUGGGCGGGGUUGACGUCGACACCUUUGUCUAAAACGGCGUGAGAGUCGCCCACAUGUACGGCGGUGCAAAUAUGCGGGCUCUCUCCUGCUUUGGGGGGGCGGGGGGGGGAUGGCGUCGGUCGGGGGCAGACGGGCCCCUCAUGUUGAGACCGCCAUGCACCCUGCCCGUUGUUGGUGUUGGUGUCGUUGUUCCAGUCCACGAUUACGAUUCGCUUUGUUCACGAAAGGGGUUUCAUUCGCUUCCCCGUAGGCACUAGAUAUUGGUGUAUGCGUCCUUCCGUUCCCCCUGUCCUUGCGCUGCUGGAAAAAAAAGAAAAUUCCCUCAUGCUUGUUUCCUGAGCGCGCGAGGUUGUUGGUUUUGCUUUGGGGGAAGGGGAGGGUGCACAGCUGUAAGCGGCACUCGGGGCACAACGCUCUCUGUUUGAAUGACGGCCGGGUUUGAACCAAUGAUACCAUCAAGUUUUGUUAUUGUUCUGGGGCAGGCUUUGCAGCACGCGGGGAGGGGGGGGGGUGACGGGGCGGAGUGAAAAUGAACCGAGCGGGACUUCUGGCGUGCGCUGCUGGAAGGCACGGUUGAUCAAGCACUCAGUAGCGUAAGGAGUAGCGUGCGCGGAUUUUCUCCUUGUGAGAUAACUCCAGUCGGAAACAUUCCGACGGUGAUUCGUCCGCCCGCAUUGCGGCGGAAUUUAUUCAUGAUGUAUGACAAUUGCUCGUGGUUUUGGAGUGAACCAGUUUUUGUACCAUGGAAGGUUUCAUUUUGAAGCCAUGGCGGGGGGGGGGGAGAGUACCGGUUGUUCAGCGUUGAUACGAGACAGCAUGUCCGUGGUCCUGUUCUCUAGCGUCUAAUUUGUUGUAGCCUGUCUCUUGUGGAAUUUCACCGCAUUUGAUCAUUUGCUCCGCCGCUCUUGUGGGGCGGUUGGGGCCUGGCGAAUGUGGAAGGUCUCAUUCCGAGGCUGGUUCCGAUUGUAGAGGUGACUUGGUAGGUGCCCUUCCUUGUUGCCAGGAGUAUCUGCAAUCCCGUAUUUAUUCUGUGUACAAGUAGACCAUUGGGUUUGUAGAGACCAUGCCUUCUGUUCGCCUCCCUGAAACGC